Sinocyclocheilus anshuiensis is the source of this 709-nucleotide messenger RNA. RefSeq names its product apolipoprotein A-I-like. Gene Ontology annotation, biological process: phospholipid efflux; acylglycerol homeostasis; cholesterol metabolic process. Gene Ontology annotation, molecular function: phosphatidylcholine-sterol O-acyltransferase activator activity; cholesterol transfer activity; phospholipid binding. The record is from RefSeq and is a predicted model, not a curated record. The transcript has 3 exons. Bases 21 to 572 code for a protein of 183 amino acids. Gene Ontology annotation, cellular component: chylomicron; extracellular vesicle; very-low-density lipoprotein particle. Lineage: Eukaryota; Metazoa; Chordata; Actinopteri; Cypriniformes; Cyprinidae.
AACUGACCCAGAGUGCCGAUAUGGCCAGCGAAUAUGCCGUCACCCUCAAGAAACAGAUAGAUCCUCUGACUGAAGAGCUGAUGACCAAAAUCACCAAGGAGGCUGAAGUGUUGAGAGAGCGUCUGGACCAGGACCUGAUCAGCGUGAGAGACAAACUGGAGCCCUAUGCUGACAACCUCAAGAGCCAGAUCCAGCAGAGAGUGGAGCAGCUCAGGACGGCCAUGGCUCCAUAUGCUGACUCCCUGGAUUCUGAGACCCUGAAGGCCACUCUGCUCCAGAAGAGCGAGGAGCUGAGAGGAAACAUGGAGCAGAGCGUGAAGGAGCUGCAGGCUCAGCUGGAGCCCUACACUGCUGAGAUCAAGGAGAAAGUGGACCAGCGUCUGCAGGAGUUCCAGAAGACCGUGACCCCUCUGGCUGAGGAUCUUCAGGCCCAGAUCAGAGAGAGAGCCCAGAUGGUCCAGCAGAGUCUCACACCCUACGCUGAAGACCUGAAAGAAAAGCUGGAUCCCUACGCACAGGACCUGAAGGCCCAGCUCACCUCCCUGUAUGAGUCCUUCGUGAAGAGAAAUUAGAUGCUUCAAAGACCUCUUUUGUCACUAACAGAACUGUUUUUCCUUCCAUCGUGACUCUAAAAUCUCAUAUCUCUCCAAUAACCAUGACCUAAAUGAAACUACUAGGCAACAACAAUAUCUUUGGUCUUACAUGUAGA